Trichobilharzia regenti is the source of this 548-nucleotide messenger RNA. The record is from the annotation of a GenBank genome assembly. NCBI's taxonomy places the organism in Eukaryota, Metazoa, Platyhelminthes, Trematoda, Strigeidida, Schistosomatidae.
AUUUGAUCACAUUUUAAACGAAUAAUUCUUAUGAUUACAACCACUAGUAGUGUUAUUAUUACAGUGAAAUAGAUAACCGUGUUAACACAGUGUUAACUGUCAUGUUUACCCAACAUUUUAUAAGUAGUAUACUUUGUCUAAUAGUUAUUCAUCUAUGCUGUUUUCUCAAAGGAUAUCAAUCGGUAAAUGAAGAAAUACUCGAGAAGGAAAGACUGGGCAGCUUAUGCAGUAAAUGUCAGACGACUGUUACUAAUGUAUUGAGUAAAGUGUUAAACUUAGACAAUCAACUGAAAUGGGAAAAAGAAUUUUUAAAUGGAUGUGAAUACACUGGUCCAUUUCGUGAUUAUUGUGCAUCAUUCUUCAGUUCAACAAUGUUUAAAUUUAUAAAUAAAAUUGUGGCAAAUAUUGAACCGCAUAGUUUUUGUCAAAGACUAUUUCUGUGUUAAAUUUAGAAACAGUUCAAAUUCCAAUCAAAAUCGAUUAACAACAGCUACAAUUACUUGCCCAUAAAAAAUAUGUUGCGCCAAAUAAAUUUAAUUAAUAAAUAU